UGGAGUUCAGUUGACGGUUUGAUUUCGUAUCGCUACCAACGGAAUCGAAGAAGGUGUCUCUAGGUGUCUCUCGAUAUUUCGAUAUCGUGUGUCGUGGUUAAACAAAAAUAAAAAUACAAAAAAAAAACGAGAGUGCUCUGUGUGCUGUGUUUGUAAUCGAUCGCACAUUCCUGUGUGACAUUUGUAUCUACAAGAUACAAAAUCAAGAAAAAAGAUACAUCAAAUUCCUCCUCCCCUUUCCGCACCGUGUGCCUGUGAUUCGUUGCAGAUAAAAUAACACUAGAUUUUUGUCAUAAUUUUGCAAGCAAAAUGGUGCGUUUAUCUGUUGGAUUAGCUUUCUUAGCAUUAAAUAUUUUCUGCAUCAGUGUAACUGUAAAUGCACAAGCAAAAGAAAAGGACGAAUUUACCUGCCCACAACAAACUGGAAACGGAAACUUCGCGGAUCCUGCUUCAUGCCGUAGAUUCUAUCAGUGUGUAGAUGGUUUUCCAUACAUGAACCGAUGCCCGUCAGGAUUAUACUUUGAUGAUAUAAACAAAUUUUGUAAUUUCAAGGAUGAAGCAACUUGCGGACCACUGCCAACUAACAUAGCUGUUGCACCCAAAACAGAUGCCCCUGUAGACUUGGCCCAGAGGUGUGAUCCAGCUCAAUGUGAAUUGCCAUAUUGUUUCUGUUCCAAGGAUGGUACUCUUAUUCCUGGCGAUCUCGAACUGGACAAGAUUCCCCAAAUGAUUCUGCUUACAUUCGACGGUGCGGUAAAUUUGAAUAACUAUGAACAUUACAAAAAGAUUUUCGACAAAAAAAGGAAGAAUCCAAAUGGAUGCGAAAUUAAGGGAACAUUCUUUAUUUCCCAUGAAUACAGCAACUACCAGCAGAUCCAGACCUUGGCCUACGAAGGACACGAAAUCGCUACCGAAACAAUUUCCCUACAAAACGGUCUACAGGACAAAGGCUACGAGGAAUGGGUUGGCGAGAUGAUCGGAAUGCGAGAAAUUUUGAGAUUCUUUGCGAAUGUUUCAGUGAGUGAAGUUGUUGGUAUGAGGGCACCAUUUUUGAAACCCGGCAGGAAUACCCAAUACAAGGUUAUCGAGGACUUUGGCUACAUCUAUGACAGUUCAGUGACAGUUCCGCCAGUAAAUGUUCCAGUUUGGCCAUACACCUUGGACUUUAAAAUCUCACAUGAAUGCAAGAGUGGUACUUGCCCGACAAGGCAAUUCCCUGGAGUAUGGGAAGUGCCAUUAAAUACCCAUUAUGUUGAGGGCUAUGAGGGUGGUCAUUGUCCUUACUUGGAUCAAUGUGUCUUGCAUAGUCUGGAUGAGAAUGAAGUCGUUGAAUGGCUGCAGGAGGACUUCUCUCGUUAUUACGAACAGAACAAAGCCCCUUACAUGAUGCCCUUCCACACCAACUGGUUCCAGACCAAACAGUUGGAACUUGGAUUACAUAAGUUCCUCGAUUGGGCUUUAACUCUGCCCGACGUGUACAUUGUUACUGUCACUCAAGCACUCACCUGGAUCACCGACCCCAAGGAAUUGAGCCGCCUUAGCACUAUUGAAUCAUGGGACUGCCAAAAACGUGUGCCCAGCGCACCAAAACCCUGCAACCUCUCAAACUACUGCGGACUCAGUUUUAAGAAUCCCGAGAAAAAUAUCUCAGACACUCGCUACAUGGAAACAUGCCGAGAGUGUCCCAACACCUAUCCAUGGCUGGGUGAUGCCGAAGGAACUGGUAUUGUCGGUCGGGAUAACUACGUUUAUACGGGAACUAGUCAAGGAGAUGCCCAACCUGAGAAUAGGAAAUAGAAGUGGGGAUGAAGAGUGCUUUAAGUUUCUUUGUUUUUUAACACCACCUACAAUCAGUUACAUAACCAUCGAUGAAUAAGAAUGAAGUGUAGUUUGUCAUCGGUGGUGGAGUCAGAAAAAUGUUAAGUUCAUUUUUAUAAAAUUUUGACUACCUACUACCCAAUAUGAUCCAAAAUUUCCUUAAUCCUUAUCCAAUCCUCUGAUUCCUUUCCUCUCUUUGAUUUUUUGUUUAGUUUUAUCCUCUUUUUUUGUGUACGUUAUAAAUGAUUAUUUUUUUCUGUCCAAAUGUUUAGUUAUUAAGAGGAAAUAAUUUGUCAUUAGAUUUAUAAUGUUUGUAUAAUGUAGUCUUAUUUGUUUGUUUCUUUAUACCUUUUAUAAUAAAUAAAUGAGAUUAUAGUUUUCAGGA
Molecule: messenger RNA, 2203 nt
Organism: Eupeodes corollae
Lineage: Eukaryota; Metazoa; Arthropoda; Insecta; Diptera; Syrphidae
Gene: Cda4
Product: chitin deacetylase 1
Exons: 8
Coding region: 310-1797 (495 amino acids)
Biological process (GO): carbohydrate metabolic process
Cellular component (GO): extracellular region
Molecular function (GO): chitin binding
Source: RefSeq, a predicted model, not a curated record